AUGGUGAUGAGGGAAUUGAUUGCACAAUGGGUGCUUAUGCAUGAGCACCCAUUUACCAUUGUGGAAGAGGAGCGUUUGAACAAUAUGUUGAAAUAUGGGAUUCCAGGAUGGUCAAGGGUUUCACGCAAUACAUGUAAAAAUGAUUAUGCGAAGGUGUAUGAAAUGGAGAAACAAAAGUUGAAGACAUUGCUAAAAGGUGUAAGGAGGAUUAGUUUGACCAUAGAUUUGUGGAAUUCUGACAACCAAAAGUUGGAGUAUAUGGUUUUGACAGGGCAUUGGAUAGAUGAUAAUUGGAAGUUGAACAAAUGGGUUUUUAACUUUUUUCGUUUACCUACUCCAAAAGGUGGUGUGCAGAUUGCUGAUGCAAUUUACAAAUAUUUGGCAGAAUGGGAGAUUGAAGACAAGGUCCAAACGAUAUCAGUGGACAAUGCUAGUAGUAAUGAUGUGGCAAUUAGGGCAUUGAAGCAAAAUUUUACAAUAACAAGGAGAAUCAUCGACAAGAUCCAUGAGAGUGUGGUAUACAUUAAUGGUUCAGAGGGUAGGCUGAAGGUUUUUGCAGAGAUUGUGCAACAAUUGCGUUUGCCGUGUCGAAAACUUAUCCUUGAUUGUAAAACAAGGUGGAAUUCAACUUAUGACAUGUUGGAAAUUGCAAUUAAGUUUAAAGAAGUAUUUCCAAGAUACAAAGAAAGGGAUAAGGGUUACAAACAUUGUCCAGAUAAAGAAGAUUGGGUGAAAGUAGAGAAAGUCUGUGAGAUUCUAAGGGUUUUUAGUACAAUGACCAAUAUCAUCUCAGGGAGUAAUUAUCCAACAUCAAAUGUACUUCUAAGGUACAAAAUUAGGGUGAUUGAGUUUUCUUUCCCUAAGAUGUAUUCUGACGUUGAGGCACGGGCAAAUGCUACAACUGUUUGGGAUACUUUGUAUGAGGUAUAUGGGGAAUAUGCUAAUGAUUAUGAGUUUGAAACUAUUGAACCAAAUAAAUCUCAGUUGGAUAUUUACCUAAGCAAGACAUGUUAUAAGUGUCAAGGUGAUUCGGAAAAUUUUGAUGCUUUGGAUUGGUGGAAGGCGAAUGCUUUAAAGUACCCUAUCUUGUCUAGGAUGGCUCGUGAUAUACUAGUUAUUCCCAUCACUACGGUGGCUUCAGAGGCUACUUUCAGUGUCGGUAGUAGAGUUAUUGACACAUAUCGAUCUUCGUUGUCUCCCGAAACAGUGGAAAUGUUGCUAUGUGGAGCUGAUUGGUGUCGCAUUUUAAAUGGAGUGAAAAAAGGAAUCACGAUACAGAAGGAACCAGUGGAGAUUCAACUUCCGGAAGUUUGA
Molecule: messenger RNA, 1314 nt
Organism: Pistacia vera
Lineage: Eukaryota; Viridiplantae; Streptophyta; Magnoliopsida; Sapindales; Anacardiaceae
Product: zinc finger BED domain-containing protein RICESLEEPER 2-like
Exons: 5
Coding region: 1-1314 (437 amino acids)
Molecular function (GO): protein dimerization activity
Source: RefSeq, a predicted model, not a curated record